AUGUACAGCUCACACGCUGUACAUUACCUGGCGGCGCUGAUAGCGGUGGCGGUCGGCAACCAGAUGCUGGAUGACUGCUUGGCGUCGAGGCGUAACUACACCAUGAACGUUGUCCUGCUGGAGGACAACACUUACAAAUGGAGCCUCAGUCUGGUGCAGGCGGCUGUGGAGCGAGCAAUCGAACAGGAUAAGCAGGAGAACAUUAAGCAUGGUUUAAACUUCACUCUGACGGCGAACUACAACGGGUUCAACACCACUUUCUACAACCGGCAGGGCUGUGGGAGCAGCAGCUGUGAAGGUGUGGAAAUCCUGAAGAAGCUAUAUGAUAGAGGUGAGGUUGGAUGUGUCAUGUUGGGGCCUUCCUGCACUUUUGCCACCCAUCACCUAGUCGAUCAUGAGAUCGGCUUGAUCCUGACCAUUCCCAUCAUCUCUGCUGGGAGCUUCGGCCUCUCCUGCAAUUACAAGCCCAAACUAACCCGAAUUCUGCCUCCGGCGCGAAAGGUCUCCGAUUUUUUUGUCCACUUUAUGAACGAAGCCCUGCCGUUUAAGGAUGUCUGGAGGAGAACCUAUGUCUACAGGAAGACUGAAAAUUACACUGAGGACUGCUUCUGGUACAUGAACGCACUUGAGGCAGCCUCUGAAAACUUUGCCUUAAACGUGAGCAGAGAGCGGCUGCUUACAGAGGGCCAACUGACCGAUGCCCUCACGUCUGAUAAAAGACACAGCAACAUUUUCAUCCUAUGUGGGAACGCCGAUGACAUCGUUUCAAUCAAGGCGAAGGCUGGCCCGAUCGACGAGGACAUCGUGCUCAUUCUCCUCGAUGUUUACAAUCCUGAGUACUACAUCAACACAACAUCCCCUAAGAGCAUGGAAAACGUCCUCGUGGUCACUCUGCCAAAGAGGAACCAAGACUACGCAUCAAAUUCGACAUUCAAUGACACGAUCAACGACUACGUGGCCGGAUACUAUGAUGGAACUCUGCUGUUCGGCAAAGUGCUCAGAGAGCGGAUGCUCAGCAAGAUAUAUAACACGAGAUCUGAUGACGUGCCUCUGAGUGAAAACCCUUUUGGAAACACGUCUUUUGAGGGUAUAGGAGGACACUAUGAGCUCGAUGAGUACGGUGACAGAGAUGUCAACUUCUCCAUAAUUUACACAUCAGCUACCACUAAGAAGUAUGAAACCCUGUUAGUGUUUGACACAUCAAAAAAUGCCACCAUCAUAAUUGAGGCGAACCCGCCGCUGCUUUGGAAAAACGGCCGACUGCCUGGUGACCGGCCAGAAGGCUCGACCAGCUUGAGUACGCACGACGUGAUUGUGACUGUUCUGAGCAUCAGCGUUGUGGUGGUGACAGCCAUCGCUCUCAUCUUCUACAGGCAGAACAGGAAAGAACGUCUGAUACAGAAGAAGUGGUCUCACAUUGACUCUCACCUGAUCAGUCCUCUGGAUGAGAGGGAGGUCUCUCUGAAGAUUGAAGAUGAUAAGAGGAAGGACAGUACGUACUUCAGUCAUCGAGGCCGCUACGACAAGAAGCCUGUAAUCUUAAAAGAGCUGAAGCACACAGAUGGAGACUUCAGCGAGGAGCAAAGAAUUGAACUCAACACUCUGCUGUAUAUCGAUUACUACAACCUGACCAAGUUUUACGGCACGGUGAAGUUCGAGUACGGUGUGUUUGGGGUGUUUGAGCUGUGCCAGAGGGGCUCCCUCAGGUACAUUCUGAAUGACAGGAUCUCCUACCCAGACGAAACAUUCAUGGACAUGGAGUUUAAGAUAUCAGUCAUGUAUGACAUAGCAAAGGGCAUGUCGUAUCUCCACUCCAGCAGCAUCGCGGUCCACGGUCGCCUCAAGUCCACCAACUGCGUCGUCGACAACCGCAUGGUGGUCAAGAUCACCGACUUCGGCUGCCACACGCUCCUGGGGCCGGGCAGAGAUGUGUGGACUGCCCCGGAGCACCUGCGUAAAAAUGGAGUAUCUCAGAAAGGCGACGUCUACAGCUAUGCCAUCAUCUCCAAUGAGAUCGUGAUGAGGCGAGCCCCGUUCUACACUCAGUUUUGCUCCAACACUGCAGAGAAGAUCUACAGAGUGCAGUAUCCGAGUUCGACUGUCUUCAGGCCCGACCUCAACUUUGAUGGAGCAUCAGAGAGAGAGAUUGAGCUAUACAUGCUAAUAAAGAACUGCUGGGACGAAGACCCAGAGCGGAGGCCGGAUUUUAAGAGAAUAGAGUUAACGCUGGGAAAGAUUUUCCGUAACCUGCACAACCAAGACACGGAGACGUACAUGGACAACCUGAUCCGCCGUCUGCAGAUGUACUCCAAGACUCUGGAGAAUCUGGUGGAGGAGAGAACUUCUCUGUACAAAGCUGAGCGGGACAGAGCAGAUCGCCUCAACUUCAUGCUACUUCCUGGCCCAGUGGUGCGUUCCCUGAAGGAGACGGGCAGGGUGGAGCCAGAGCUGUUUGAGGAGGUGACCAUCUACUUCAGCGACAUCGUGGGCUUCACCACCCUCUGCCACUACAGCACCCCCAUGGAGGUGGUCGACAUGCUCAACGACAUCUACAAGAACUUCGACAGCAUCCUCGAUAACCACGACGUCUACAAGGUUGAAACGAUAGGAGACGCCUACAUGGUGGCGUCAGGUUUGCCCAAACGCAACGGCAACAGGCACGCGGUGGACAUUGCCCACAUGGCCCUGGACAUCCUUGCAUUUGUAGGGACUUUUGAGCUGCAGCACCUGCCUGGGAUCCCUCUGUGGAUCCGCAUUGGGAUGCAUUCAGGACCCUGUGCAGCAGGCGUGGUGGGAAAGAAAAUGCCUCGCUACUGUCUUUUCGGGGAUACGGUCAACACCGCCUCACGCAUGGAGUCCACAGGCCUGCCUCUGAGAAUUCACGUGAGCCAGUCCACCAUCAACAUCCUGCAGAGGACAGACUGCAAGUUCAAAUAUGAACAGAGAGGAGAGACGUACCUGAAGGGUAAAGGCAAAGAGAUGACGUACUGGUUAACAGGGGUGACCGGCAGAAAAUACAACCUGUCCACGCCACCGACAGCGGAGAACUUCCAGCGGCUCCAGCAGGACCUGGCGGAGAUGAUCGUGUCCAGUCUGGAGAAACGUCGUGACGGCAGAGAGUGCUUCGAAAAGAGGAAGACCUUGUCCACCAAAGUGCGUUGGAGAGACACCAUCAGCAGCCUGCCAAAGGACGGUCCGCCCGAGUACUUCCACCUGGCCGUGGCUGACGACCCCAGCACCUACCUGUGA
This is a messenger RNA of Stegastes partitus (bicolor damselfish), 3249 nucleotides long. It is a transcript of the gene gucy2ca, whose product is annotated as guanylate cyclase 2Ca. Gene Ontology annotation, biological process: cGMP biosynthetic process; receptor guanylyl cyclase signaling pathway; protein phosphorylation. The transcript has 27 exons. Gene Ontology annotation, cellular component: plasma membrane. Gene Ontology annotation, molecular function: peptide receptor activity; guanylate cyclase activity; adenylate cyclase activity. The coding region runs from base 1 to 3249 and encodes 1082 amino acids. The record is from RefSeq and is a predicted model, not a curated record. NCBI's taxonomy places the organism in Eukaryota, Metazoa, Chordata, Actinopteri, Pomacentridae.